GAAGGCGUUGGAAAGAGCGCGUCAGCAACAGAAUCGCACGAACAUCCCCUCCCCUCAUCAUCAUCAUCAUCAUCAUCAUCGAUGCCUUCUAGACCAAGGGAUUACAAGCCAUAUUCGAAAACGAAAGUCUACCGGCUCCCCGCAGAUGGUGAGGCACCAACCAUCAUCUCAGUGCCAACCAUCGAUAUCAAGAAUAUUCCUAAAGACUUGGAACACAAAACUUGGGAUUUGCACCUUACGCACGUUCCGGACCUACGUCCUUACUGGUCAUACGGCUUCCUAGACCGCGAAUCGGCGCGAAUCGAAGUCGGCGGGCACGGCGCUGCCAUCGACGGUGUGUAUCUAUUUUACUUCAUCACCGAUCCCGAGUUCCCACGCAACGAAACGAUCCGCAAAAUGGUCCAGCAAUUGAUCGACAAGGAUGAGGACUACGAGGAGAGAUUGUUCUGGCGUGGGGAUGUAUUCUUUGUCGGUCUUGGAGAUCCCGAGUGGGGAAGGAAUGGGUAUGCGAAUUACAGAGACGCUCCGAAGGAGCUACUUCAGAUGCCGAAUUUCUUGACGCGUUACUUCCAGCACUCGUACGAGGAGAAAUUCCUGGAACAGAAUGUAAAAACCAAAGCAGAGUUGCAGGCGUCACCGGAGGAGCAUCAGAGGAAGAAGGAUUUGGUUUUUGCGAGGAUGACAUUCAGCUAGCACCGGAUCCAAACGAUCCCGGAUCAUUGAUCGCAACGCUUGAUUCAAAAUCCAGCUGACUUUGAGAAUCGGCUCUAAUGUUCCACGGCGGUGCAGGAAGAGAGGGGAGGGGG
Molecule: messenger RNA, 806 nt
Organism: Tricharina praecox
Lineage: Eukaryota; Fungi; Ascomycota; Pezizomycetes; Pezizales; Pyronemataceae
Exons: 2
Coding region: 82-693 (203 amino acids)
Source: RefSeq, a predicted model, not a curated record